Molecule: messenger RNA, 366 nt
Organism: Ectocarpus sp. CCAP 1310/34
Lineage: Eukaryota; Phaeophyceae; Ectocarpales; Ectocarpaceae
Source: the annotation of a GenBank genome assembly
AUGUUUCAGUGCCGUUCUGACUCUGCUGCAAUCCGACACGUUCAGGCAGCUACACAGAACUGCAACUCACCAACCAAGGGGGAGAGAGAGGUGCGUAAGUGGGAGGAUCCCGACUGCUCGUCCUUGAUCUGCCGGAGACUACCGCAGUAUCACGGCGGUUACAGCCAGCAGCGUGUGUGAGAGACGGCUUGCCAGCGUUGGUCUGUGAAGAGGGUAUGUAGGGUAGCUCGUGUGCUGGGGAACAAACAGCGAAUGCCACACCAAUCAAACGAUCUGAGAGCAAAUGGUCCCUCUUGCGGCCGCUAUGUUCUCCGUGUGAGUGCUUGUGAGAACUGCCGGCAAGGGGCAGAGGGGAGGGAGCAAGAG